This is a messenger RNA of Ostrinia nubilalis (European corn borer), 963 nucleotides long. RefSeq names its product large ribosomal subunit protein uL29m (gene mRpL47). The transcript has a single exon. NCBI's taxonomy places the organism in Eukaryota, Metazoa, Arthropoda, Insecta, Lepidoptera, Crambidae. Gene Ontology annotation, cellular component: mitochondrial ribosome; mitochondrial large ribosomal subunit. Bases 74 to 844 code for a protein of 256 amino acids. The record is from RefSeq and is a predicted model, not a curated record. Gene Ontology annotation, biological process: mitochondrial translation. Gene Ontology annotation, molecular function: structural constituent of ribosome.
UGUCACAUCCAUCAGUCGAAAAUAUUUGUGUAGAAUUUUAUCCACAUGUGAAAAAUAUUAAUUUUAACUAAAAAUGAACAAAUUAAUCAACAAUAUAUUUAAGAGCACCAUGGUCUUGUGCCAUAGGUCUCAUAAUGCAGUAAUUAAUGCUUCAGCUAUCGCAGUGAAAAGAGAUUUUCAUACAACACAUGCGGCGCAAGACUUGAUGGAAUUCUUUGAUGACAAGAAAAAUUGGUCUGAGACCAAUAUCAGAGUUGGGAGAGGUUGGAAAUUAGACGAACUCAGAAUAAAAUCCAAUACGGAUUUACACAAACUAUGGUAUGUAUUACUAAAAGAGAGGAACAUGCUGUAUACAAUGGAGCAUGAAUGUAAAGAACAGGUUAAAUUGUUUCCUAAUCCUGAACGAAUUGAUAAAGUGCAAGAGUCGAUGAAUAAUAUCGAAACAGUAAUUAAAGAACGCAAUGUUGCAUACUAUAAAUUGGAAACUGGGGAGACAGGGGAGAGGCCAGUAGAGGAUGUUGUAAGUCUAAUUGGACUUCCAGAAAAAUAUGAGAAAAAAGAAUACCCUAUACCCCAAUUUAUGAACACUAGGUGGGUAAGAACAUAUCUAGAACAUGGAUACAUUAAUAGCAUAGCUGUAAAGAAAUUUUUAAGGAAGUACAAGGAAAAGCAGUACAAUGAAGAAAGGAAAGCUCGCAACAGGGAUUACAACCACGUCCAACAGUUGCUCAAGAGAUUCCCAGAUAUGGAUAUGGAAAAGCUGAAAGCGGAGUACCCAAGUGUUGAUAUAGAAAAGGCUAAGCGCACCAAAAAAGCUAGGGGUCACUAUUUUCCCAAGUAUUAGUCCUUUGUUAAUAGUGAAAUAAUAGAAUUAAAUAUUUUAACAUCUGGUAACUACUUUCAUGAAAAACUCAUUUAUGAUUCUCCAUAAGUGGAAGAUGAAAAUAAAAUAAGUUUAGAACA